Dioscorea cayenensis subsp. rotundata (Guinea yam) is the source of this 2987-nucleotide messenger RNA. RefSeq lists its product as uncharacterized. The record is from RefSeq and is a predicted model, not a curated record. Lineage: Eukaryota; Viridiplantae; Streptophyta; Magnoliopsida; Dioscoreales; Dioscoreaceae.
CUCGUUGUUGUUGUGGUUGUUGUUGUUAUUGUUGUUGAUUUUGUUGGAAUUGAGAGGAUAAAAAUCAGGGCUUUCUUGGUUUCUGGUUUUUGGGUUUGAAUUGAGUUUUUGGUGGUUUUUGGUAGAGAUGAAAUCGUCUCUGAAGAAGUUGAGGGGAUUUGGGCUUCAUAAGAGUGAUCCCAAGGAGAAGAAAGGACACCAGCAACCUGCCAAGCUUGAUGAGCUCGUUCAAGCCUCACUGGAUAUGCAAGACAUGAGGAAUUGUUAUGAUGGCUUGCUUUCAGCAGCAGCGGCAACUGCAAAUAGUGCUUAUGAGUUCUCAGAAGCCCUGCAGGAGAUGGGUAGUUGUUUGCUUGAGAAAACUUCAUUGAAUGAUGAUGAAGAAAGUGGUAGAGUUUUAUUGAUGCUGGGCAAAGUACAAUUUGAACUUCAGAAGCUUGUGGAUAUCUAUCGUGCUCAUGUCAUCCAGACUAUUACAAUUCCUUCAGAGUCUCUUCUUAAGGAGCUUCAAGUAGUGGAGGAGAUGAAACGCCAGUGUGAUGAUAAGAAAGAAACAUAUAAAUCCAUGUUUGCGGCAUAUAGGGAAAAAGGAAGGCCAAAAUCUGGAAAAGGUGAAACUGUCUCAUCACAGCAGUUGCUAGCUGCCAAAGAGGACUAUGACGAGGAAGCGACGCUCUUUAUAUUUAGGUUGAAAUCAUUGAAACAAGGGCAGUCCAGAAGUCUUCUGACACAGGCUGCUCGGCACCAUGCUGCACAGGUUGUUUUUUAUUCGAGAGCACUCAAGUCCCUUGAGGUUGUCGAGCCACAUGUUAAAGUGGUUUCUGAACGACAGCAUAUUGAUUAUCAAUUUAGCGGACUUGAAGAUAAUGACACAGAGGAUUAUGAUGAUGAUGAUUAUGGGUAUGAUGACAGUGAUGAGGAGGAGUUGAGUUUGGAUUAUGGUCAAAAUGAACAUGUUAAAGAUAAUCUCCCAAGAUCAAACAAUUCAAUGGAGUUAGAUCACAUUGAUCCCACAGUCUCAUCUACAGCAAUUAUUGAACGUGUAUCACAGGACACCCUGGACAGAAGCCAAGCUGAUUUUAUUUCCGGUGGGGGAUCUAGAUUGGUCAGCCAAUCUGCUCCAAUUUUUCCAGAUAAGAAAUUUGAUUCAUCAGAGAAGUUGAAAGAAAUGCGACCCUCUUCGACAAGGAAGUUUCACACCUAUGUUCUGCCUACACCGGGUGACACUCAGCUUGCUGCCUUUACAGGGUCUAAUAACCCAGUUUCUAAAGCUCAGGCAUCAUUAUGGCAUUCCUCUCCACUAGAACCAAAUAAGUUUGGUAAUGGCAUCAAACCGCCGUCCAUACUGAAGGAAAGCAACUUGAAUAGCGGUCCCAUCAAGUUGCCCCCACCUUUGUCUGGGGAGUUGUCAAUCCCACAAUAUAAUCUUCGGACUGCUUCUGCUACCAAAAAAAUCAAAAGACAAGCUUUCUCUGGUCCGAUUACAAGCAAAGGAUGGUCAAACAAACCUAUUUUCUCUGGCUACAAUUCCAUGUCAUCAGUAGAAUAUCCUGGCAUCAAUUCUUCCCGACAAAACCGUAGCCCACGCAUCAGACUUCUGUGUCUGCGAAAAUGUCGCCGAAAUACCUCACCUCCUCCCCAUGUAUCAUCCCCCAGGAUCAGCGAACUUCAUGAGCUUCCAAGACCUCCAGUUGAUGUAGUUAGAAGAAACUCAAGACCUUCCAAUUUCAUCACCUACUCAGCCCCUUUGGGGCCUAGAGGUCAAGAACAUCAGGCAAUGACCAAAAUGCUCCCAGCUGCAUCACAAACACCAACACCGUUACCAGCACCGCCUGUUUCCAUGUCGCGCAGUUUCUCCAUACCUACGAGUAUUCAAAGAAAUCCAGCUGCAUCAGCUACAAAGUUGGAGAUUUCAAAUGGGUUGGAUGAAAUUGCUUCACCUCCUCUAACACCUAUUUCACUUCCCAACAUUCUGCCAAUGUCAACGACUUCAGAAUCAGCAAUUCAGUCUAAAAAAACAUAAGGAUCACAUAACUCAACUUGGUGAACUUUUCCUCAUCUGGAUUCAUGUAAAUAACAAUUUGUACAUUCCCAGGUCUGAUCUAGUAAUUGUGGUUAUCCUUAAUGUUCGGCAGAAAGAUCUGCGCACCAAAUAAAACCUCUUUGCUUGCUUGUAUUUUUUGGAGUUCAUCAAUGAAAAAUUUUGUAUUUUUUUCCUCUAUGGUAAGAUUUCUCUGCUUCACAUUUUAAGGUUAGCAGAGUGAAGAGGAAAGAUCACACAAAGACAAAGGUAAGGUGUGACCACCUUGUUGCAAACAAGACAAGGUGCCGACUGGGCCGACAUGUGUUGCAUUCUGGUUGGCUAAGAAAAGCAGUGGUUGAUACUGCAAGAUGGAUAGGAAUGGCUGCUAUUUUUGUUUGUUGUUGCAUUGAUCUUACUUAGAAGAAGAAGACGAAGAAGAAGAAGAAGCAAAAAGAAAGUGAAGAAGAAGAAGAAGAGAAAGGUGAGAAUGGGCAAGAUAUGUUGCUCAAAUGGAGAUGAUGACUCACCUCUGCUUGGCAUUGUGUUGGCUCUUGUGCUUGUAAUGUUGCUGCUUCUCUUGUGCCAGCCUCAACCAAGAAGAAGGUACACUGUUUACCAUUGUUCAUGAACGCAUUGGUUCACCUCCUUCACUGUAUCCCUUUCUGUUGUUAUUGUUGUUAUUGUUGCCGUUGCUGCUGCUGUUGCUGUUGCUGUUGUUGUUGUUGUUGUAUGUGUGCAUUAAACUAAAUGACUCUCUCUUUUUAUAUAUAUAUAUAUAUAUAGAGAGAGAGAGAGAGAAAACAUUCUCUAUAGAUGUCCAUAGAUAAAAAAUCUAUGGACGUCCAAUUAUCAGCGCAGCGGGUGGAUCGCGAUCCAACAAUUAACAUUGAUGAACAGUAAUACUGUGUGCUUUGUGUACUGUACUAGUUUUAAAUGAUAAUCACUUUGUUUGUUAUUGUAUUAA